UUCCAUUCUCUCUUCUCCUCACUCUCUCUCUUUUUUUCUGGAGUAGCUCUAUUUCCCCUCCCUCCCCCUUCCCCCUCUGCCUCUCUCCUCUCUCCCUCUGUCUUGUCGCUUGUGUUUGUCUCUGGGAGGAUCAGGGGCUGCCUGCUUGGAGUUUGUUGUGGGGGGAGGUAGGGGGAGGGGAGGGGUGUGUGGGAGGGAGGAGGGAAAGGGGGGUGUUCUCGUCAGGACCCCUCAGUCAACUUGAGAUUUGAGCAAUAACUUCCCCUUCGGGGCGCCCCCCUGCGUGCCCUUCCCAUACCUCCCCCCCGAAAAAAAAGACAAUGGGAAAACCUUGGCUCCCCCCCUCCUCCCCUCUGCCCUCCACCCCUCCCUAGGAUAAAUUGGAAGUAAGUUUAGGAGCAGCCUCGGGAUCCUGGGCGCAGAGUGCAGGGCCGGAGCGGGUGACAGAGGCGGCGUGCCGGGGGCGGCGGGGAGGGGGUGUCACAUUGUCCCGGUGGGGGGCCGGCCGGGGGCCGCGGGCGGGGGCGGGGGGCGCGGAGCCUCGCCCGCCCCCCUCUGCUGUCCCUUGGCCCGGGGAGGGUAGCCGGGGCUCCUCCACCCCCCCCACCCCACCCUGGGAUGCUGUCGGGGGGAAGUUUUUAUUAUGGUUAUUUAAUUAAAAAAAUUUUUUUUUUGGAAAACCAUCUUGUUUGGUGACUGAGGGAUCUGGUUAAAAAAAAAAAAAAAAAGCUGCGGCUGCUGACGCUGCCGGGCCCGAGUGUGUGUGUGUGUGUGAGUGUGUAUGUGUGUGUGAGUGUGAGUGUGUUGGUGCAUUUGUCUUGGGUGGCCGGAGCAGCGUUGGGGAAAUUCCGCUUAUUCUUCUUCUUCUGCAACUUGUUAUUCCGGAGAGUCUGCCUGCACCCCUCACCCCGGGGCCGGCCCUCCCGCAUUCGCCCCCGCCGCCGGCGGCCGCGGGGCGCCCCCGGGACCCCAAGCGGGCCGGGGCGGACAGGCCGCUCCGAGAGGGGCCGCGGCCGCCCCUCCCCCGCCCGCGCCCCCGCCGGGGGGAGGGGCGCGCGGAGUGGGACUCUUUCCGUUUGGUCCAGCCCCGUCGUGCACGCAGUUCCCAACACUUCUCGUCAUCCUCUCUUUGGUCUCUUUAUUCUGCUGAGCGGUGCUGUUAGGAUUUUUUUUUUUCUCCCCCUGACCACGUUCGCGAUGGUGGGUAGCAGCAAGGUGGCCCUGGUAGAGGAGGGGUUGGUAUCGAGAUUGGGCACCGGGAGAGAACGUCUCCUUUCAACUUUGUCUGUGGCUUGCACCCCCGGAGAAGGCCACAAGCCGGUUGUGGGGUGCAGAUGUGCCAAGAGUGAUUUCUAAGUAGUUGAGUUGUGAUGAGGGUACGACUGCUAAUGGUCGGCAGGUUUUGUUUUCAUUGGUGAAUCUGGUGUCAUCAUAUUCCGGUCAUAUGUUGAAAUAUUCUUUGUUUAGGUCUGGAAGUAGAGAAUCUCACUCUGCACGUUCACAUUGUGUUGUUUUUAAAAUGAUGUCUCUAGGAGUAUGGAUUUCUAGAAUUUCAGAUCUGAGAGAAGGUCUGCACUUGUGUGGGCCUCCUUACCUGGCCUUGACAGUGAACUUUGUGGCUGUGUUUCGGAUUUCAAAGAUUUGCCCCAUAGCUGGGGAACGAGUUGUGCAUUUUUGCUAAUAGUCGGUGUCAGGAAUGUAGAUGACUGAGCUGGAGAAGUUAGUGAGGGAAGAACAUUUAUAUAUAAAUAAUGGGUAGUUGAAUAUUAGAAUCAGAUUAAUUUGGGCUGAUGAAAGUUUGUUUGUUUGUUUUAAAGCAGUUGUACACUCUGGGAAGGAAGCCUUUUCACAGGUUCUCUUGUUAGGGAUUCUUUAAGGCGAGGGGUUGGAAUUAUCUCCUUUUUGAGAGGAUUCUCAUCAAUAUCUGUAGCUUUAUUGAGGGCCAGAUAAGGGUACUGAAAUUGGGGCUAAACCAUGUUAGCAUACUUUUCAGUAUUUAUGAUAUUUGUUUACUUCGGGUGUUCGCUCUAAUUUGGGCAUUAGAAAUAAAUAGGUCAGCUUUGCUUUUGGUCUUUGAAGUCUGGCCCCUCCUUCCUUCUUUAAGUUUCACCAUUUACUUGGUUUACAGCAUUGUUGGAAACUGUUACUACAUUUUUACUGGAAAUACUAUUAUUCAUUUUAAUUUUGUCAUCUGGAAGGACCUGCCUCUGAAAUAUUCUUCUUCUGCUUACAUGAAGAUCUCUAAAUGCUAUCCAGCAGGAGGUGCUACAGCAAGAUAAAGGAUAUUUUUGAGUUUUGAGGGUCUUGCUACUUAUUACAGCUCUACUUAGCUUCAGCUAAGCAACAGGAUUAACACCUUAAAGUUCCAGAAAGAUUUUGAGGGGCUAGAGAGCUGAAGGAGAACCAGUUUCUCCAAAAUUGGACUUCUCAGAACCUUUAAUAUGCUAAUGUGCAUUGUGAAUCUCCAAGAGGGGGAUAUGAUAUACAGCAUUCUUGAAUACUUCUAAUGACAGGGAGCCCACUACCUCAUAAGCUGCAGUGAGAAGAGGAGUUUGUUACUUUAAACAGAGGCUGAAGAAACUAUAGCAUCAGCAGAGAAAGUGGAGAAGGUAGAGGAUGGAGUUGCAGACUCUACAGGAAGCUCUUAAAGUGGAAAUUCAGGUUCACCAGAAACUGGUUGCUCAAAUGAAGCAGGAUCCACAGAAUGCUGACUUAAAGAAACAGCUUCAUGAACUCCAAGCCAAAAUCACAGCUUUGAGUGAGAAACAGAAAAGAGUAGUUGAACAGCUACGGAAGAACCUGAUAGUAAAGCAAGAACAACCGGACAAGUUCCAAAUACAGCCAUUGCCACAAUCUGAAAACAAACUACAAACAGCACAGCAGCAACCACUACAGCAACUACAACAGCAGCAGCAGUACCACCACCACCACGCCCAGCAGUCAGCUGCAGCUUCUCCCAACCUGACUGCUUCACAGAAGACUGUAACUACAGCUUCUAUGAUUACCACAAAGACACUACCUCUCGUCUUGAAAGCAGCAACUGCGACCAUGCCUGCCUCUGUGGUGGGCCAGAGACCUACCAUUGCUAUGGUGACCGCCAUCAACAGUCAGAAGGCUGUGCUCAGCACUGAUGUGCAGAACACACCAGUCAACCUCCAGACGUCUAGUAAGGUCCCUGGGCCCGGGGCAGAGGCUGUCCAAAUUGUGGCAAAAAACACAGUCACUCUGCAGGUUCAGGCAACACCUCCUCAGCCCAUCAAAGUACCACAGUUUAUCCCUCCUCCUAGACUCACUCCACGUCCAAACUUUCUUCCACAGGUUCGACCCAAGCCUGUGGCCCAGAAUAACAUUCCUAUUGCCCCAGCACCACCUCCCAUGCUCGCAGCUCCUCAGCUUAUCCAGAGGCCUGUCAUGUUGACCAAGUUCACCCCCACAACCCUUCCCACAUCCCAGAAUUCCAUCCACCCCGUCCGUGUCGUCAAUGGGCAGACUGCAACCAUAGCCAAAACGUUUCCCAUGGCCCAGCUCACCAGCAUUGUGAUAGCUACUCCAGGGACCAGACUCGCUGGACCUCAAACUGUACAGCUUAGCAAGCCAAGUCUUGAAAAACAGACAGUUAAAUCUCACACAGAAACAGAUGAGAAACAAACAGAAAGCCGCACCAUCACCCCACCUGCUGCACCCAAACCAAAACGGGAGGAGAACCCUCAGAAACUUGCCUUCAUGGUGUCUCUAGGGUUGGUAACACAUGACCAUCUAGAAGAAAUCCAAAGCAAGAGACAAGAGCGAAAAAGAAGAACAACAGCAAAUCCGGUCUACAGCGGAGCAGUCUUUGAGCCAGAGCGUAAGAAGAGUGCAGUCACAUACCUAAACAGCACAAUGCACCCUGGGACCCGGAAGAGAGCCAAUGAGGAACACUGGCCAAAGGGUGAUAUUCAUGAGGAUUUUUGCAGCGUUUGCAGAAAAAGUGGCCAGUUACUGAUGUGUGACACGUGUUCCCGUGUAUAUCAUCUGGACUGCUUAGACCCCCCUCUGAAAACAAUUCCCAAGGGCAUGUGGAUCUGUCCCAGAUGUCAGGACCAGAUGCUGAAGAAGGAAGAAGCAAUUCCAUGGCCUGGAACUUUAGCAAUUGUUCAUUCCUAUAUUGCCUACAAAGCAGCAAAAGAAGAAGAGAAACAGAAGUUACUUAAGUGGAGUUCAGAUUUAAAACAAGAACGAGAACAACUAGAGCAAAAGGUGAAACAGCUCAGCAAUUCCAUAAGUAAAUGCAUGGAAAUGAAGAACACCAUCCUGGCCCGGCAGAAGGAGAUGCACAGCUCCUUGGAGAAGGUAAAACAGCUGAUUCGCCUCAUCCACGGCAUCGACCUCUCCAAACCUGUAGACUCUGAGGCCACUGUGGGGGCCAUCUCCAACGGCCCGGACUGCACCCCCCCUGCCAACGCCGUCACCUCCACGCCGGCCCCUUCCCCCUCCUCCCAGAGCUGCACAGCGAACUGUAACCCAGGGGAAGAGACUAAAUAACAGAGCCCCUCUAGGAGAAGCCACGGGAUCCCGGCGGCAAGGAGAGAACACUGAAGACUCUAGAAAAGUAAAGCCGGAUUUCUGGAAAGUGCAGAAUUCUUUUGGUUCUUUGGUUCCAGAGAGAGAGAAGAUGCUUGUGCCAGGUGGCACCAGAGUUUGCCAAUUGAUCCUUCUUAUUCUGUGUGUACAUGCAAAGAUUGGACCAUGUUACAUGAAAUAGUGCCAGCUGGAGGUUCUUUGCCAGCACCAUGCCAAGUGAAAUAAUAUAUUUACUCUCUCUAUUAUACACCAGUGUGUGCCUGCAGCAGCCUCCACAGCCACGAUGGGUUUGUUUCUGUUUUCUUGGGUGGGGAGCAGGGACGGGCGGAGGGAGGAGAGCAGGUUUCAGAUCCUUACUUGCCGAGCCGUUUGUUUAGGUAGAGAAGACAAGUCCAAAGAGUGUGUGGGCUUUCCUGUUUCUAAACUUUCGCUACUAUAAAACCAAAAAAAGGAAUUGAGAUUCAACUAACCCCAGUGCCCAGAAGAGGAAAUGGGAGUGGCUGGAGGGAGCCGGGGGUGGGACAGUGUAUCACAUAAGCAGUAUUUAAUCACUGGCGGGGGCCUCACAGGAGAAACCGACACCAAGGACAGCCAGUAGGUUCUUCUCCCCCGCGCUCUGCUCCCUCCCCAUGGGAACUCCCAUCCUGAAGCCUGCCCAGCCUCCUUCCUUCCCUGCUUGGUGAAUCGCGCACCCGUGUUACCCCACUGUCUCCUCUCCAAGAACAAGCAGAGCCCAGGCCACUGGCCCUUGCCUGGGGCAGGGAAGAAGGAUGUGUAUGUCCAGGAAGGAAAGAAGGUGGAUCAGUGAUUUUACUUGAAAACAAGCUCCAUCCCUUUUCUAUAUUUAUAAGAAGAGAUCUUGAGUGAAGCAGCACGCGACCCAGGUGUGUGUGAAUUGAAUGGAGACAUUUCUUUUCUCUUUUUUUAAAUUUUUGUUUUUGUUCUUUUUUUCUUUAAGGAAAGUUUUAUUUUAUUCAUUUUACUUUCUUGGUAACAAAAACUAAAAUAAGGAAUAGAAAAGCUGUUUUUCAGGCUGACAGUCCAAUUAAGGGUAGCCGAGACCUUGCAUGGUAGAUUAGGAAUCAUAGUGUCAGUGAGGUCCCGUGAGUCUUUGUGAGUCCUUGUGUCAUCGUUCGGGCACUGGUUUUUUAUGCAAGGGCAAAAAUCUUUGUAUCUGGGGGAAAAAAACCAACUUUUUUUUAAAUUAAAAAGGAAAAUAAAAGAUAUUGAGGUCUUCCUAGUGUUACUUAAAUUAAGAUCAAGGUAAGAAACAUUGUAAAAAAAAUUACAAAAGUGCUAUUUGUUUCCUAAAAACAGUGAUUUCUAUUAAAAAGGUGUCAGAACUGGAGAAAAUGCCGUGUAGUUAUAAUUUUUUAGCACAGACCCUGCUGAUGACGAUGACAUUUUGCCGUGUGUAUCUCUAGACUGUGGCCCAGUCUCCUUGACGGACAGGGUGGAGCUCCCCACCCUUUUCUCUCCUCAGAAAAGACCGUGCUCUCUUCUUGGUGCAGGGAUCUUGUCUCCUGCUGUGAAGCCCAAAUGGAAGUCUGGAUGGUGUCAGGGCCCUCCCCAUGGUCUUCUUAGAUUCUGCUAGAGCAAAAGGCUGGUGCCUAAAUAAGAUCCCUUCCUUUGGUGCUGCUUUUGGUCUUUCAGCCACCAGCAUUAUGAGUGCCUGGGGGACACCUCCAAGGGAACUGGCCAGUGGAGCUCAGUGGUGCCCCUGCACCCUGGCUGUGGCAGGAGGGCGCGGGACUGCAGGCUGGCUGCAUCAGCCCUUGGUGCUUAGAAAGAACAGAGGAGUGACAUGUCUCAAGGGUAUGUCUCUGAGACAGAGCCCCAGGAUGGCCUUUGCUCUGACUUGCUUUUGGGGAGAGGUCUGAAGCUCUCACUCCUUUCUCUGCCUGUUGGCUCCAGGCACCAGAAAUGGAAUUCAUUCCAUUCCUCCCACCCACAAGUCUCCUGGGUGACCCUUGGCUAGAAUUGCUGCGCUUGCCUUGGCUUGGCCUGUUAUGUCCUCUCCUUGAGAAAACCAGGGUUCUGAAAGGCUCAGACCAUUUUCUCAUCUUGCCUUGUGGGAAGUCAACGGUGUCAGCUCUGGCUGGAGACCUUUGCCUCUUGCGUGCCCCUGGCUGAUGGGAGGGCAGUGGAGGCUCCGUACCCCCGCCCUGCUGGAGCAUCUCCCCAAGGCCCACUCCAGGCCCUAGUAAUAGCCAGAGUCUAGGAGGGGUAAAAACUGUCCCAUUAGGUUCUCUCCCACCGAGUUAGGCCCAGAGAGACAAAGACAGAUCUGAAAGCAAAUUCAACAGAGAAGAGACUCUUAGAGGAAAAUGUGUCUCAUCCAUAUCACCUGUCGCCAUUCAUCUUCCCAAGGACCUCAGAAGAGGGAGUUAAAUUUGGCUGAACAGGCCUCAGUUAGGCCCUGGCUGCUUGAUUGGCUGACAGGGAAAGAGUUCCCUUUUCUCAGAAACCAAGGUGCUGUGCCUCGUCAGGGAGGCUUGGAGAUGCCUGGACUAGUUGGAGGAAUCAUGGCAGAGGAUCAGAGACCAGCAGCAGGCUGCCUGCCCUGUCUAGAGCUCUUCCCCUUAACUUGUCUGGGCCCAUCUGGGGGUUGCCACAACAGUUAACUCUCCUUUUCCUGAAAGAAGUUGGGAAGCCAUCAUCACUAGAGGCCUUUGCUCGGAGAGGAGCUGCCUGAGGAGUCUCAGGGGUGGGGGGAUGAGGCUUGGAAUGGACCGGCGCUUUUCCUGCCACCCUGAGCAGUGUUGAGUACAUUCUGACCUCGCCUGCAGCCGGGCUGUGGACUCUUCCUACAUUCAGAUGUGAGCUGUUUUGGGAGUCUGCUAGUAUGGAGUGCAAGAUGCAAUCCUACCCACAAACCUACAUUCUGGACUCAAAUUCCAAAACACUGCUUUACUGUAAAGAAGAGGCCCCCGGCACUCAAUCUCCCUGUCCUUCACUGUCCCCCCAGACUGCCAGAGACACACGCUCGUGACACUGCCCCACCCAGCCACCUCCACUUGCUUCCUCCUCCUUCAUUUCGCUGCUCUUUCCCCAUGGCCCAGAAUUUAGCUGCUCUGACAGCUACUUAUCUGAGACCAGCUGGCUUUGCAGUCACUUCAGAGAGCUGGAGUGGCUGCCCACUGGGCCCUGCCUGGGAGUCCCCUGCCAGCUCCUGAUCAGGCGCUGCGCCCUGGUGGUAGUGAGGUCAUGUUGCUGUCAUCUCCACCUCUGCAUUCUUGCUGCCUGCGGGUCCUUUUUCUUUCAUGGAGCCUGCUGGGUCUUGUCUCACCUGUGCUGAGCUCAUCGGGGUUUUGAUUUCUUCCUUCCUUAUUAGGCCCUUUGUGGUAAGCCUGCUGGUUGUACCUGACAGGGGUAGACAGCUACGGGCAGUUCCUGGUGUGGCCACCCUGGCAGCCUCCAGCUGGCACCAUCGUGUGCCUGGUUUCCCUGCAAGGCCUGUCUCUGUCCCUGCUGCUGCUUGGCUCAGGCCCAGCAGGCAGUGUGCGUGGGGGCAGGUGCAUGCAGCUGUGUCUGUGCGGGUGGCUGUGUCUGCAGCACACUUCUGUCUCCGCAUGCACGCUGCCUCUCCAGCCACCUCUGAUACUUCUCUCUUGGGGAUUGCAGAGCCCUUGGGCUCUCCCCUCCCAGCUCACACACACUCUUCAGAGGUUUCUUCCCUUCAUUCCCUUGUAGGGCGUGGUCCUUCUUAUUUAUCUAAAGGGCUGAAUUUAGGAGACUACCCAGAGGCAAAAGGCUCCUAAGGUAAUGAUGGGAUGGAGCGUGGCCCUGUGCAUUUUCUAGGGCCUGGGUCUCCAGAUCCCAUGGCUUCUGUUGAGUGGAGGCAACUUUGCUCCGUGUGGACCUCGCCCCUGCCCUCAGCCGGGCACCCCUGGCAGGAAGCAGGACUCCCAUCCUCACCCUGACUUAGACUGUCCUCUGAGUCAGCUCCUCUGGGCAGUCUUCUGGCCCCCUCACUAAAGUGAGGGGCGGGAAACCGGGGCUGCCCUUCAGAAAGCCGGGGUAGGAACUUUGAAAAGUAGCUCCUAUAAAUGGAAGCAGGGCUCCCCAGUUCCACUUGGCGCCCCCUCCCACAAAGCCCUUCCUCCCUGAGGACCCAGCCUCCCCCGCCCCUACCCGUCCCCAGCAGCCUUUGGGCCCUCACCUCUUCCCCGGUCUCCGUGGGUCCUCAGUCCAGGUGAGCUGCAGCCAGGCGGUGGGACGGGCAGGCCAGAGGUCAGCCAGCUCCUAGCAGAGAAGAGCCAGCCAGAAACCAACCCUGUCUCUUGUCCAUGCCCUUUGUGAUUUCAGUCUUGGUAGACUUGUAUUUGGAGUUUUGUGCUUCAAAGUUUUUGUUUCUGUUUGGUUUUUGUUUUGAGGGGGUGGGGGGGAUACAGAGCAGCUGAUCAAUUUGUAUUUAUUUAUUUUAACAUUUUACUAAAUAAAGCCAAAUAAAGCCUCUUA
Molecule: messenger RNA, 9021 nt
Organism: Callithrix jacchus (white-tufted-ear marmoset)
Lineage: Eukaryota; Metazoa; Chordata; Mammalia; Primates; Cebidae
Source: RefSeq, a predicted model, not a curated record